AUGCAUCAGACAAAGAAGCCGUCGAUUGACUUGUUUAUUUACAUUAUUCUCCUCAAUGCUUUAUGUUCUCGUAUUAUUUGCCCACUUGUUACUGAUCGAUUUCUAUUAAGUUCGAGUAUUGAUUUGAAUGGACUUUACGUGUUUAGUAUGUUAAAUAAUAUAGUUAAAAUACACUUGAUCAUGCCUUUUUCUUUACUCGGUUCAGGAGGAGUUCUACUAGGUCCAUCGGCUUUAGGUCGGAACCAUAAAUUUCUUGACACUGUUUUCCCGCCAAGGAGCCUAACAGUUUUGGAUACCAUCGCAAACUUCGGUCUCCUCUUCUUUCUAUUUCUUGUUGGGCUCGAGCUCGAUCCAAGAUCCCUUAAACGGACUGGGAAAAAAGCAUUAAGCAUUGCCCUUGCAGGAAUUAGUCUUCCGUUUGCUCUAGGAAUUGGGACAUCAUAUGUACUCCGUGGAACUAUUUCCGAUGGUGUAAGUCAGGGCCCAUUUUUAGUCUUCAUGGGAGUUGCCCUUUCUAUUACUGCAUUUCCUGUCUUGGCUCGAAUUUUGGCUGAACUCAAGCUUUUAACAACGGAUGUUGGUCGAAUGGCCAUGUCUGCUGCUGCAGUCAACGACGUGGCUGCGUGGAUUCUUCUUGCUCUGGCUAUUGCAUUAUCGGGCACAGGACAUUCGCCACUUGUUUCAUUAUGGGUCUUUCUCUGUGGUUCUGGUUUUAUAAUUUUAUGCAUCUUAAUUGCCCCUCCAAUUUUCAAAUGGAUGGCACGACAUUGCCCCGAAGGUGAGCCAGUCAACGAGAUAUAUGUAUGUGCAACAUUGGUUGCUGUUUUGGCUGCUGGAUUUGUAACUGAUUCUAUUGGAAUUCAUGCUCUAUUCGGGGCUUUUGUGCUUGGAGUACUUGUUCCAAAGGAGGGACCAUUUGCCGGUGCCCUCGUUGAAAAAGUUGAAGAUCUCGUAUCCGGCCUUUUUCUACCUUUAUAUUUUGUCUCAAGUGGAUUAAAGACGAAUGUAGCAACCAUUCAAGGGGCGCAGUCGUGGGGUCUUCUCGUUUUGGUCAUAUUUACAGCAUGUUUUGGGAAGAUUGUUGGCACUAUUCUCGUGUCACUCCUUUGCAAGGUGCCUUUUAAGGAAGCUGUGACUCUCGGUUUCCUUAUGAACACUAAGGGUUUAGUCGAGCUCAUUGUUCUCAACAUUGGGAGAGAUCGAGGAGUUUUGAACGACCAAACAUUUGCAAUCAUGGUUUUGAUGGCUUUAUUCACAACUUUUAUAACGACGCCUACUGUUAUAGCUGUAUACAAGCCGGCUCAAAUGGCAAAAUCAGAGUAUAAACACAGAACUAUUCAAAGGAAAGAGCCUAGUUUUCAGCUGAGAUUAUUGACUUGUUUCCACAGUACAAGAAACAUUCCUACCUUGAUAAAUCUAAUGGAGGUUUCGCGUGGUACUGGAAAGAGGGAAGGACUUCGUGUCUAUGCAAUGCAUCUAAUGGAACUUUCUGAGAGAUCGUCUGCGAUAUUGAUGGCCCACAAAGUACGAAAGAACGGGAUGCCAUUUUGGAAUAAGAGGCAUGAUUCUGAUCCGAAUCAAAUUAUUGUUGCUUUUGAGGCGUUUGAGCAUCUUAGUAGAGUGUCUAUUCGACCUACAACUACUAUCUCAGCGAUGUCUAGUAUGCACAUCGACAUUUGCUUGAGUGCAGAAAGGCAGAGGGUAGCAAUGAUAAUCCUUCCUUUCCAUAAGCACCCAAGGCUCGAUGGACACUUGGAGACAACACGAGCUGACUUGAGGUGUGUGAACCGGAGGGUUCUUGAGCAUGCACCGUGUUCAGUUGGAAUUUUAGUCGAUCGAGGCCUUGGUGGAGCAUCUCAUGUAUCAGCAAGUAAUGUUGACUAUACCAUCACUGUAUUUUUCUUCGGUGGCCAUGAUGAUCGAGAAGCUGUAUCCUAUGGUGUACUUAUGGCUGAGCAUCCAGGCAUCCAUUUAAAUGUUGUUCGUUUCAUGGUUGACCCCGAAGUAGUUGAGGAGUCUGUCCGAGUCGAUAUAAAUGACAGUUAUACUCCGGAAGCCAGAUCAGAGGACGAAGAAUUUCUUAUCGAAUUCAAGGAGAAAAUAUCAAAUGACAGUUCAAUCAAAUAUGAAGAGAAAAUGGUAAACAGCUCUACAGAAACAGUCGAUAUAAUUCGUACACAUAAUCGUUGCAAUUUGUUUCUUGUUGGAAGAAUGCCUGAGGGACAGUUGGUUGCAGGUCUUAACAAGAACACUGAAUGCCCAGAAUUGGGGCCAAUCGGAAACUUAUUGAUU
Molecule: messenger RNA, 2292 nt
Organism: Olea europaea var. sylvestris
Lineage: Eukaryota; Viridiplantae; Streptophyta; Magnoliopsida; Lamiales; Oleaceae
Product: cation/H(+) antiporter 18-like
Exons: 3
Biological process (GO): regulation of pH; proton transmembrane transport
Cellular component (GO): membrane; endomembrane system
Molecular function (GO): antiporter activity
Source: RefSeq, a predicted model, not a curated record